This is a messenger RNA of Pungitius pungitius (ninespine stickleback), 11574 nucleotides long. RefSeq names its product xin actin binding repeat containing 2b (gene xirp2b). The transcript has 9 exons. Gene Ontology annotation, cellular component: focal adhesion; stress fiber. Gene Ontology annotation, biological process: actin cytoskeleton organization; actin filament organization. Gene Ontology annotation, molecular function: actin filament binding. NCBI's taxonomy places the organism in Eukaryota, Metazoa, Chordata, Actinopteri, Perciformes, Gasterosteidae. The record is from RefSeq and is a predicted model, not a curated record. Bases 305 to 10042 code for a protein of 3245 amino acids.
UACUGGGGCUGGUCUCCUACACCGACUGGGAUUUGCUUUUGGCUUGGAACGACCCUGCGGGUUUGGAGGUGCGGUGGCCUUCAAGUGGGAUUUUCACAGGCUGAGCUCGCAUCUUUACAUUUCAAUAUCCUCCUUACCUGCUGCUGGCAGCACAGGUUGAACCAGGGCAGGACUUCCUGAAAGAGGUGUAAACCAGAGGAACCGGAUUCACUCCGUGGGCUCAGAGGUCAUCCCACUGACCAACUGCGAGGCCGUGGACCAGGCAGCUGUCUCCAAGCAAGCAGACGCCGCCUCCAUCGCUGUCAUGGAGGAGACAGAGGUUUGUUCCCUGCCUGGGGGACUUGCCAGUGUGAGGAAACAAUUUGAGACCCGGGAAACUGCAACGUCGCACAAUGUAACCCAGAUCCAUUUCCAUCACAGAACCGUGCAGGAAAUGUCCAACUCUGAGGUGACAACGUCAAGCAGCAGCAGGCAGGUCGUUCAAGGAAGUCAGCAGCAAAGUUUAAAGCAAGAAGCAGCGGUGUCUUACAGUGACAGUAACUUCACAUCCAGUUUUGAUCAUCAAACGGAAACAGAAGAGGAGCUACCCAGGUUCACUACAAAAGAACUGAGGGCUCACUUUGAAAAAACAAUAGAAGAGGCUGCUGCACACAAACCAAUCAAAAUUGGACGUGAUAUCAAUCGAGGAAAGUGGUGCUCAAAUGUGACACAGAACAACACCGUGACUAGCAAUGUGUGUGAAGCAUCCGCAAAUGAGACAGCUGAAGACACAUUGGCUGUGGAGGUGGAUUAUGACGACUUUCCGCCCCCACCGCCUGAAGAUUCUGAGUAUCUUCCACCCCCUCCUCCAGACUUACUAGAAAUGCCGUCAGACAGCGAAAAUACUCCAGCGUGCCAAUACUCACCUCAGCCACCGGAGCCGACAAACCUCUCCAAAUACCCGCUCAACAAAGAAGCUUACUGCAAGCAGAGGAGCAUGUACGAGCUGAAACGCCUUUACAGGCACAUUCACCCCGAGGUCCGUAGGAAUAUAGAAAAGGAGUACUACAGUGAACACACCGAGGCUGAGAACAACCAGUCCGAGAACAAGGAGUUCAUGUACGAGGACGAUGGCGGCAGUCCCGACGACGUCAACGACGAGGAAUACGUGGAGUGGGAGGAGAUUCUCCCCGGGGAGGUGCAGGCAAUGCGAUGGAGGUUUGAAAAUAAGCCACUGGACACCAUCAAGGAUGAAGCUGCCGACGACGACGACGACAACAACAAAAUAACUGAACAGGAAAUGAUUCUUGGAAAAGAUGUGAGACGAACAGCUUGGAUGUUUGAGACCAAGCCGAUGGACGAGCUGACCUCGCACAAUGUCAACUCAACGGAAUACAAAAAGUUCAACAAAUGCGAUAAAGGUGACGUCCGUGCUGCGGCAUGGUUGUUUGAAACCCAGACGAUGCAUACUCUCAACAAAAUGCAUAAGGAGGAGGAUUUGACAAAAGAGAUUGUGUUCACAGAGGAGGAUGGAAACUCCACGAUUUAUAUGAUUGACAAUAAGUACAUGGAAAGCCUUGGCCAUACUGAGACCAUUGACGAGAGCCACCUGUUGACACUGAGGUCAGUGUUAGAGGAAAUUCAUGGAGAAGUGAAAACUGUCACGAGUACUUUUGACACUCAGUUUAAAUGCAUCAUCAUGGGACAGUCGAGUCAGAUGCUGGAGAUUAAGUCUGUGCGUAAAAUUGAGAGUGAAUUGGAGAACUCCAUCGCUUCACGUUGGCUCUUCGACACCCAACCCCUGGACACGACAAAAACGGAAUCUACAUCUUUGAAAGUUGUUUGCAGUCUUUCCAUGGAGGACAGCAACAAGGGGGACUGGGGCAGGUGGCUGUUCGAGAUAAAGACAUUAGAUUCUCUCUACGGGUGGGAAAGCUCAAGAAUUGAGACGAAAGAAGCGAGCGGAGCGGAUGUGCGAAAGCACUGCAUGGUGUUUGAAACCCAGCCAAUGGAUUCUCUGAAGGACGACUCCAACGCGAGACCCCAGUCUGUUGAAGAAAUUAUCGGGGGCAACGUUAGAUCUGCCAGGAACUUUUUUGAAAGCAGCCCUCGGGCAGAGAGGAAAGCCGAUCCUGAGGUCGGAAAACUUCAAAAGGCAACAGUGAAUGAAGAAAUUAAGGGAGAUGUGAGACACCAAAAAUGGCGCUUUGAGAGUCAACCUCUAGAGCACAUCCGAGAGGAGAAGAAAGAAGUUACUCGCACCGUCAAUGUUGCGGACGACUUCACACAGGAGGAUGGCACCAGCUGUAGGGCAGAUGUUCGCAAGAACUGCUGGGCAUUCGAGACCAGGCCAAUGGACACUUUCAAAGACGAUUCAAACACUCAGCUACUGACAAAAGAGGACAUUAUCGCAGGUAACGUGAGAUCAGCCAGACAUUAUUUUGAAACAGCUCCAGCUGAGGAGUUGAAGGAGCUUUCGGAGGUGGGCAAACUGAAAAGAGCAGUCGCACUUAAUGAGGAGAAGGGUGACGUCAGACAUCAGAAAUGGCGAUUUGAAAGCCAACCCCUGGAGCAGAUCAGACAGGAGAAGAAAGAAGUCCUCCGAACGAUCGACCUGGAAGAAAUUGACAGAGUUGACGUCUCGAACUUCAAGCAGAUCUUUGAGAGCACAGAUUUAAACUGCAGGGAUGAAUCACAAAAGAUUCUAAUAGAGGGUGCGACCUCCGGUUCUGUGAAAGCAAAUAAAAACCUGUUUGAGUCCACUUCGCUGUACGCCAUGCAAGACAGCUCGGGGCACUUCCACGAGGUGAAGACGGUGCGGCGUGAAGAGGUCGUGAAAGGAGAUGUGACAACGUGCAAGUGGAUGUUUGAAACGCGACCGAUUGACCAGUUUGAUGGAAGCAUUGAUCGAUACCAAAUCAUCCAGGGCAUAUCCAAACAGGAAAUAGAGUCCGGUGAUGUUAAAACUGCAAAGUGGUUGUUUGAAACACAGCCCCUCGAUGCCAUUAAGUACUUCAGCAAUAUUGAAGAUGAGGAGGUCACGGGGGAAAAGAUAAAUCUUGACAACGUGAAGGGUGACGUGAAAACCUGCAAGUGGCUAUUUGAGACAAAACCGAUGGACGUCCUCUACGAAAGAGUUGAGCUAAAGGGUGAAAAUGAAUCUGAAGAGAUGCAAAAGGGAGAUGUCAAAACCAGCACGUGGCUUUUUGAGACACAAGCACUUGAUACUAUCCACGAUGAGACUAUUCUGAAAACAUGCACUGUCAAUCAAGAGGACAUUAAAGGAAAGGAUGUGAGGACGGCUUGUUUUCUCUUUGAGACGGAGACGCUGGAGGACCUUUCCCGGGAGGAGGAAGGCUCUUUCAAGCGUGUCACUGAGAUCGACGUUGCAUCUGGAGACGUAUCUGGGAUGAAGUAUAUUUUUGAAAAUCAAACAUCAGAUAUCAUGACUUCUACAACUGAGGAGCUGAUGCAAAAUCUCAAGAGGGCUCAGACUGAGGACAUACAAAGAGGGAACGUAGUGAACUGCAAAUGGCUCUUUGAAAACCAGUCAAUGGAUGCAAUGCACAAUAGCCAAGAGGAAUACACAAGCAGCCGCACAGUGAAUGACGUACAGGGAGGAGAUGUAGAUAAGGCACGUUUCAUUUUUGAGACAUACUCCUUGGAUGAAAUUCAGGAGACGGACAAAGAGCUGAUGAAAAUGCGAAAGAUUUUCCGAGAGGACGGUGAAAGAGGCGAUGUGAGAAAUUACACAAUGAUGUUUGAAAAUCAGCCGCUUUACGCCAUUCAGGACAAAGAGGGACUUUACCACGAGGUCACCACUGUCACGAGUGAAGAAGUGACCAGAGGAGACGUGGUGGGAACCCGCUGGAAGUUCGAAACCAAGCCCCUGGACGCCAUCAAGGACACUGAUGAGGUUUACAUCAUCAAAUCUGUCGCACAACAGGACGUGCAAAAAGGAGACGUCACCUCUGCUAAGUGGAAGUUUGAGACGCAACCGCUCGACAAGAUCACAGAGGGAAAGGAAACGCUCGUUAAAACCGUGAAUGAUAUUCAGGGAGGCAAUGUCAGGAUAAACAAAGAUCGCUUUGAAUCUGACACAGGGUUGCAGGAAUCCGUUCGAACGGUUAAUGUGAGUGAAAUACAAAAAGGGGAUGUCAGGUCUGCGAAGUGGAGAUUUGAAACCCAGUCCAUUGACAAGAUAAGAAGCAUGAGCUCUGAAAGUCUGAUUGAAACGGUUAAAAAAGAAGAGGUUGAAAGGGGAGAUGUUAAACAUUCAGUCUGGCUCUUUGAGAAAAAUCCCCUUGAUCACAUUAAAGAGGUAGAUGAGGACCAAGGCACAAUCAUCACACCACCGGAAGCGACUUUCAAAUCCGACGUAAAGACCACCGCGUGGUUAUUUGAAACCACACCGUUUGAUGACUUUAAUGAGACAAAAGUGGAGAAGACGGAAAUCGUGGGAAAGAGUGUCAAAGGAACUCUGGCGGAACUUUAUAGUCAGCAAAUGGUGAAGUCAAAGGGAAUACUCAUUGAAGCUGAUGAAAUAGGCGACGUUAGAAUGGCUAAAUACCAGCUGAUGAAUAAGGAGGCUCCGGAAAUCCAACGAGAGGAUGUCAUCAGGGGAGAUCUGCAGACAAUUAUGAUGAACCUGCUGAACAGAGGAGAAAGACAGGAGCGGCAGAUAGUCAUAGAUUCAGACGAGAUGGGCAAUAUCAGUUCGACAGUACAUCAGCUAUUCAACCAAGAGAGUGAGUGCAGUGUUGAAAAGGAGCAAAUACUACGAGGCGACAUUCAGGAAGCGAUCAACAAACUUUUUGACGAGAGCGGUUCAGCCAAACAUGGAAUACUCAUCCAGGAGGACGAAAAGGGAGACGUGCAGAUGACAUUGUAUUCCCUUCUCAAUAAACAAGAGAACGUUAACGUAGACAGAGAGGACAUUGUGAGAGGGGAUAUAAAAAGUGCUCUUCAAAGUCUGUCCAGCUCAGACAACAGUGAUCAAGUGAUGAAAAUAAGGAUAGACGAGACGGAAAGGGGAAAUGUCAACUUUUACUCCAUGUGCAUCGAAUCUGGAGCUCUGGACUAUCUCAAACAGCUCCACGUAGGACCUGAUGAAACUCUGCCUGACAGAGCAGAAAAAGAGAAGAUCCUCGGAGGCGACAUCAAGGGCACCAAACUCAUCCUCGGGCGCAAUCCAACGCAAGUCGAUCGCACGGUGGAGGACGUUGUACCGGGUGAUGUUCAGAACCAGGUCAAAGUUUUCAUGUCAGAACCAACGCUCUCCUCGGAAAGACUCCAAAAAGAGGAGGUAGUCAAAGGCGAUUUGAAAGCUGCUUUAAGCCUGUUGUCCGAAUCGGCAAAUCAAACGGUCGUAGUGGAGAAAGAGGAGGUGGUGAAAGGCAACAUACCGAAAGCCCUGCGCUGCCUGGAGAAGGCUCAAAAGCGACACAAAGAGGUGGAGAAGCCGGAUAUCGUACGGGGAAAUAUCAAAGUGGCGCUGAGGUCUCUUGAAAAGUCGUCGACAUCUCGAGUUGAAGCCGUUCCCGAGGAUUUAGUUCCUGGAGAUGUGAGGGCCACACUGAAAUCCCUGGAGCUGGCAAAGCAAAUGGUGAAGGAAGUCGAAAAGGAGGAAAUUGUGAAGGGCGACAUUCGCACAACAAUGCAAAGUCUGCAGGAGGCCUCCAGUGAGAGGAAGACAUGUCAACAGGAAAUAGACGUUCAAGGGAACGUCAGAGGAACAAUUCAGCUCUUGCUGGAGCCUCCGUCUUCACCAAAGAUGGAAAGGAGCCCAAGCCUCGAGCGGGACGUUAAGGGUGACGUGAAGAUGUCAAUUAAGUCGUUGUAUGAGACGCAGGACCAGUCGCAGCUAGAGAAAGAAGAGGUGAUAAAGGGUAAUGUUAAAGGCACCAUUAAAUCGCUGUUGGAAACGGCACAGCGUGAAUCUCCAAAAGUCAGACAUGGAUCAUACAGAAGAGUUCGAGUCAGGCAGAGCCCUCCAGUUAAAAGUCUAAAUGCUGAUGCAAAGAGGAACGUGCAAAAGAUAAAAACUGCCGAUUCAGAGUUAUCGAAAGAAAAGCACGUCAUCUCUAAUGACUCUGAAAUUGUUAGAACAAUCUCAAGCUCCGAGAAGCAGUCGGCGCAGCAAUCAACGACUGUGUUGGAGCAUAAAACAAUUGUCCAAAAUCAUGGCAUCAAAACACUAAAGACAGAGUUUCGUAAUCUAAAGUCGAAGGGGAAGGGAGCGAAAAAAGUUGAUAAAACCAAAGUUAAAACCGACGAUUACGUCCUGAAACCACAAACGCCAGAGCCCGACCUGCCUCCGCCACCACCACCUGUGACGGACGCUGACCUUCCUCCGCCCCCCAGUGUUGAUUCUGACAUCGAGUGCCUUCCCCCUCCACCACCGCCGCUAAACAGUGAGCAGGACUUCCUCCCACCUCCACCCUCUCAACAAGAACUGGAGAGCAUGCCAACGCAGGCGAUUCAUCGCUCACCAGCGAAAGCAAAAAAGAUGACGGUCAAAAAAGUGAAAGCUCCAGUUUUAUGCCCGGUCCCAAAGUUGGAGCCUAAAGUGGAAUUUAGCAAAACGGAGCAGGUGGAGCUCACGUCCAAGAAAGUAAUAGAAAUCAGCCAAAAACAAUUAAAAACAACAACACACACAACAAAAACGGUUUCAUGUGAAAUCCCUCCGCUGCCCGAGUCACCAAAACCGCCGAAGAGAGUUUACACCCCCCCCGUGAAGUUCACCCCUCCGCCCUCUCCUCCGCCCUCCGCGAGAGGGAAAACCACUAAAUUUAACACCGCAUUGAUAAAAGCAGAAGGAAAGUAUCGGAAGCUGGUGGAGGACAACACCCCCCCGAGCACUCCAACGCCCACCUACGUACACGACUCAGUCACCGCUGCUCUGGAGAUGCUCUCCACCAUUGAAACGGAGCAGUCAAGCAGCAAUGCAUCAGAACACACAAAGGAGAGCGCUGACGAGAAGGCAUCGAGAGUUCAUUCGGACUCCCUGUCAUGUGGCCUAACGAAGCGCGUGGUAGUCCCGGACACCACCCACAGCGACGUCAGCGCCAGCCCUGAGAAAACCUGCACUGAAACAUCGGUUGUGUCUUCUGCCAAACAGCAGAUCGUCUCCAGUGAGACGUCAGAGGUUAUCUCCGUUCUGAAGACCUCAUCGGUGUCAUCCGUUAAACAACAGAUGCAUGCGACCACACAGUCGGCUCAAUCCGUCGUGGUCCACACUUCGAUGACUGAUGUCACAACAACUGAAAGCGUGUUGGCUGACAGAAAGAAGGAUUUAAAAAAUCAGAAAACAAAGCGCUCAAACAAGCUCAAUGACAAAAACGAAGCUGUGCAGUGUGAUAAAAGCCAUGUGGAGAAGAACGAGGGAAAAUCAGAAUCUGAGAAAAAAGAGAAAAAUGCAAAAGAGUCCAGAUCCCCACAGCGUGACAACAAAAAGAACUCUGAUCUUUCUCCUACCAAAAGCCAAGAGAAGGUCUUCGAUCAGCAAAUACAAGCAGAAAAGACAGCUGCCAAUUCCAAUGUAAAAGCAGGCAAACCAAAUCAAAAGGGGAAAAAGAGCCACAAGCAAGAAAAGCAGAUAGAGAUAAAAACGCCCAGUGAGUGCGAGAAACAAAGUGUUUCACAAGACGUCAAGGUGACCGUGAAGGAAGCCGCUGAGGUGAAUGUGACCAGUGAACAUAAGGAAGUAAAGACAGAGUUUAAACAGGUGAUUAAGAAAGUGACUUCCUCUGCUGCUGCUGCCGCCGGCACCGACGGCGUGACGGACAGCCAGCCGCACGCUCCUGCUCCCGCAAAAAAGAAGAAGAAGUCCAAAAAGUCUAAAGGUAAGGAGAUUUCCACAGAAUCAAAGAGAGACAUCGUAGAUCCCAGCAAAGCGACAUCUGAAAAGUCGCAACAAGCUCAAGAAACAAUUACAAUUUCCAAAAUCAAAAAAAGUACAAAUGAAGAGCAGAUUGAACUCGACACAGAAGUCGUUAUCGCGGAGAGCAAAGACGGGCAGAGUGUCCAGCAACGAAAAGCUGUUCCAACGCCAGGGAAGGGAUCUCAAACUAAGAGGAAAGAAGUGACAGCUGUUCGGCAGAGCGAGGAGGAUCCGCCGGAAGAAAGUCGGGAUGUCCCAAUUACAGUGACAGGCCGGUCGGGGCAAAAUGAACGGGCGAAGUCCACAGCGGGGAGAACAGAAGCCUCCCAGAAGCAGGAGGCUCACGUGUUAAUCUCUCACACCACAGAGACUGAGGCUCUGCUCAAUGCGCUUCCACAUUGGCUGAUGAAUCCCGAAAGAAAGUGCGAACUGGAGGAACCUGUGGUGGAAAGUGGCGCUCAAAAAAACAACUCUUGUGUCAGUGAACUAUCAGAGGCAGAACGAAUGCAUCUAAAAACAAUAGAGAAGCAUGAAUUCGAGGCAAUACCGGAGAAAUUUGUUUGCAGCUUAUCCCAAAUCAGUAUCGGCUCUGCGAAAAUUGAGAACCAAACGAAGACGACGACCACCCACGAAAGACGGAGCGAGGAGGCGAGUCAGAGCAAGUGUGUCGACGUCCGGGCUCCGUCGCCGCUGCUGAGGAUGCGCUCGCCGUCGCCGACGUCCAUCACCAUUGAAUCCACGCGGAGAGCCGACCCGACCGACAGAGCGACGCCGUCCCCCGCCCCGCCGCAGAAGCCGCUCACGCCUCCCACGCCGCCGCCGCGCAGGUGCGACACCCCGACCUCGCGGCUCACUAGAAUCACGCCCUCUCCGACUUUUGACCGGGCGGAAAAUUUGGCUCGGCUCAAAGACGCGACCGCCAAACUCUCGCGCGGAGUGACCCCGCCGCCGCGGACGCCGCCGCCCCAACAGAUCUCAGAGAGGAGAUCGGAGAUUGUGGAGUCGCCCGCGUCUUUCCAUCGGCAGAUCAAAAUUGAGCCCCAACCUGUGGAGGCUCCAGAGGCUCUCGCAACAGAACGGGAGGCUCAGUGGGCCGAUGUCAAUGUGGAGGAAGAUCGAGCUGGUGUUUCAGACCGUACGAAUGCAAGCGGAACACCAAGCACUUCCCACCCGCCAUUUUGUCAGAGUGACCCAGAUCUCAUUGAAGAUUCAGAUCUUCCAGAGCCAUCAUCUGUAUCUGUCAGAGAAAAGAGAGAGUUUUUUGAAGAAGCUCAAAAGGCGGAAAUUCAUAAGACCUAUGUGCGAAAAGAGCCCAUUGCUAUUCCUGAAAGAUUAGGGCCAGACGUGGACGACUCAGUGGCAGAAAAUAAGAGCCAAGAAGGUGAUGAGCUUCCCAAGGCGGACCUGUAUGAUCCUGCAAACACAUUUGAAUCAUCAGAAGAGGAAUUAUUUAUGAGAAAAGAGCUUAUGCCUCUCACAGAUUGGUUUCACAAUGACGCUGAAAGCAGUGAAUUUGACGGAGAGAAAGCAAACAUCUUUGAACAAGAAAUGCCAUCUUUUGACAUCCAGGCUAUUAAAAAUGUUUUUGAACUGGGCGAGCUAAGCUCCUCGCACGGAGAGGAGCAAAGGGAUCCGGAGGAGACUGCAGCCGACGCUUCGAAGCGGGAGAGUCCCCAAGAAACAAAGAAAGCAUCGCGGCAGAGCAGCCCCCUCCCUCCUCGGGAAACCGAGGCAGAUCUUGUGCCAGCAGAACGGGCGGCCUUUUCCGGAACCAAAUCGGCCACGGAGCGAUUCUGUGACAUCGACGAGUUCGGUAACAAGGUCACCGGAAUGCUGACAGCUGCGUCCGAGCACGCGGAGAGCGCGCCGACCCAACGGGCCCCUUUUUCCUACGCCGACGCGGUUCGAAAAAAAGCUGCGUCAUCGAAGCAAGCGGACACGCUCGACGAGGACGCCACUGAGAAGUUGCUGAGUAAUUUCCAGAAAACCUGGACAGAGAGCGAGUCCGUUUUCAAGAGUCUCGGCUACACGAUCUCGGAGGAGACGACGUCACAGGUUGUGUCGCGUCAGACGAAGAUUGUCUCAUCUGGUUCGAGUUCCAAAGUCGGAGCUCUGCACAGUAUGUCGGAGGAGAGCAUAUCCGAUGGAUGCUGUGAUAGUGGACAAAAAAAAGUACCAUAAAUCCUGUUUCUGCUGUGAGCACUGUGGAAAUAAAUUAAGCUUAGGGAAUUGCGUCUCUCUCCACGGACACUUCUACUGCCUGCACCAUUACAAACAACUACUCAAAUCCAAAGGGAGCUUCGACAAUGGACUUGGGCAGAAUCCUCCAGCUGGAUGUGGUGGACCCAUCCCUUUAGACGAGAAACUUGAAUGCAGAUAUUCCAUGAGCAGCCUAAAUUCAGUAGACAAAACACACAGCGUUGAAAAUAAUCUGACAACAAUGUGCGAUGAAAGCAAAUCACACAGGAACAAAAUGUCUGUAGUUUGGCCCCCACAGGCCGACCCUCUGAAGAAAGCCUUUAAAAUAGAAGAUGACAUUCAGCUAACCAAACCACAAUGGCCCCCUCUUGACAACACUCCCAAAUCACCCAAACAACAACACAGAAAGGCUGUUCCAAAAAGUGUGCUUUGAAAUAGAAUCACUAUCCAUCAACUCGACAGUUUAGUUAAAUAAACCCAAAGAGGAUUCUCAAAAGAAUGAAACGGCUCGGUAAGAUGCUACGAAAACAUUGUACCGUGGGUUCCAUUAGGGACGUGUUUGGUUGAAGGUCAUGCAGUCAACGGAUUUAAAAGGAAGAAAGAAAAGUGAGAUUAUGAAAGGAAAGCGUACGUGUAGAUGUGGCAUGAAAAUAAAAAAGAAGAUUGUAAUAGUAAGUAGCGAAGAGAUGGAAGUGGAGAAAGUGUUGAAGUUUGAUGUAGACAUGAAGCAGUGUACCUUGAAACGAUUAUGUCAUUUUUUUAAUUUUUCAUUACUACAGCAUUCACACUAAUGUAACAUUUAGCAUUUGAAAAUACAAGAUGUAAUGUAACUUGUGGUUAAAAACGUUAAACACAUUAUAGCUAUUAACAGCAUCGCAACAAAUUUAAGAUCUUGGUCCAAUAAAAUUGAUAUUUAUCUGUUUGGUUCAAUCUACAUUUCUAGGUGAAAUUAAUUCAGAGGUUUAUUCACUGUUGAAUAAACUGAAUGUCUAAACUGUAUUUCCACUGCUUUUGAAAGGAGCGCAGUAAAGAAUUCAUAUAUUUUCCAAUUUGGGCCUGUUUUUUCAUCCCCUUUGUUUUACUUCAAAAGUAUUGUUUGAUUGUAAAAUGCAUGCAAUUCUUUUGCUACUGUAUGCCGGUUAAUGGAAAUGAUUUCAGUCGGUUGACUCUUGUCUUAUUGUAUUGUGUCAGGUGUCUUAUCUUUCAACAUAGCAACAUUUUGCAUUUGCCUGUUUUCUGCACCUGGUGUGCGGACUACUAAAAGCAUCUUGGAAUUAUGUUAUUUAAAGUAUCGAAAGUAUAUAAUGUUGACAAGUGAAUUGGUGAUAAUCAUGUUUGUUUUGGAAAUUUGUAUCCUAUUUUGAACAACCAAUAUUUUGCAAUGAAGAAUUGUAUUUUUUAGAUUAGUCGUAUCUUUCUUUGUACAAGAAAAUUCCUGAUUCCGUCGUGCUGUCAGGCUGGUUCACUUACUUAAUUGCUGAUCUGAGGGCAAUAAAACAAUGAAUUUCACGGUU